CUCCGUAGACACGCAGAGAUAAAGCCGUCGCCAUUUUCUUUACAGUCAUACUCAUACUCAGACUAUCUUCUGAACAUGGAUCCUAGAUAUGGCGCACAAGAUGUUAGUCGCUGUGAUUUAUGUGAACAAACAAUGGCUGAGAUGUACUGCGACUCCUGUCACGUGAAUCUCUGUAAACUUUGUGUUGGAGAGCACAUAUCGUCCGAUCUGACCUUCAGGCACGAAAUGGUCACCUUUAAAAACCGGAGGUCAACACCGAUAUACCCCAACUGUACCGAGCAUGACAAACAACGCUGCGAAAUGCAUUGCAGAGAUUGUGAUAAACCGCUUUGUUCCUUGUGUGUGGAGAACUGCACGGGCAAGAAACACAUUCUAUCUGCACUUCUUAACAAGUACAAUGCUGCAAAGGAAACCAUUAGAAAAGAAACCGAUCAACUUGAGAGGACCGCUCGUCACGGAUAUCAGACCAUUCAACCAGAGAUUGAAAAGGAAAUUUCUGAAAUACCUCAACAGUAUGCAAAAGUUGUCGACGAAGUUUGCACAGAAGCAGCUGAAUUACACCAGAAAAUAGACGACUUGGUAAAACAGAUGAAGGAAGAGCUGACAAAGAUGGAAACCCAACACAUUGAAACACUCCAAAAUCAAUUGUCACAAAUUAAGAAAACGCUUUCUGAGAUGGAUACCAUCAUUUCAGAAAACAAAGAUAUCCUGGACUCAAAUAAUGUAAAACUGUCUUUAGAUUACAAGUCCCAAGUUUCCAAAUACGCCGAUGUCGCACCGGAAAUCGUCGUUUCGUUACCAACCUUCACUCCUGGAGACAGACAUCUGGAUCAACUUUCAAACUUUGUUGGGAAGUUAUCACCUUCAUUGUUUAAGCCUAUAGCACCACCACGUGAUAAGGGACGUAACAGUUGCACAUUAGCAGAAAAUCCUAAAGUGAUUACCACCAUAAACACUGACUGUAAGAAAUUAGGCAAAAUACUUUUGAAAUGCGGUGUUAUUUGGAUCUGCGAUCAAUAUUCAACCAACAUUUUAAGCAUGAGCGAGGAGGGCGAGCCACUGACCACAAUUUCUGUCAAAGUAAACCAUCAAGUACGCGACAUUGCUGUAUCGUCCACAGGUGAAUUGAUUUACAUUGAUAACGGUUCUAAAACAGUGAACAUGAUACGCAAUAAUCAGAUAGAAACAAUCAUCUCUCUACAGCCAUGGACGCCUUUGCAGGUCUUCUGCAGUGUCUCUGGGGAUCUUCUCAUUAUUAUUCACGACAGAACUUCAUCUAAACUAGUUCGUUAUUCUGGGAAAUCAGUUGUCCAAAGUAUUCAGUUCGAUCAAGGAAAACAUCUUUACUCUUCAACAAACAAACUGAAGUAUGUCACAGAGAAUAUCAACAGAGACAUUUGUGUGGCUGAUAAUGGAAUAAAAGCCGUAGUAGUGGUCAAUGGAGAGGGGAAAUUCAGGUUCAGAUACACCGGACGCCAUUCAAUGUCAAAAGGAGGAGAGCUUCAAUUCAAGGGCAUCGCUACCGAUUUCCUGGGCAACAUCCUGGUCGCGGAUUGUGACUAUAACCACUGUAUUCACAUAAUAGAUAAGGAUGGGAAGUUCCUUCGUUAUGUCGACAAUUGUGAACUUAAAUAUCCGUUUGCUUUGUGCGUGCAGGAUGAACAUAUUUUUGUUGGAGAGUACUAUUCCGGAAAAAUGAAGAAAAUAAAGUAUCUGAUGUGUGAAUAAAACAUGUUUUGGCAAAA
Ostrea edulis (European flat oyster) is the source of this 1745-nucleotide messenger RNA. RefSeq names its product E3 ubiquitin-protein ligase TRIM71-like. Gene Ontology annotation, molecular function: zinc ion binding. The transcript has 2 exons. Lineage: Eukaryota; Metazoa; Mollusca; Bivalvia; Ostreida; Ostreidae. The record is from RefSeq and is a predicted model, not a curated record. The coding region runs from base 76 to 1728 and encodes 550 amino acids.